UGUUAUGAUAGUAUCUCUCUGAAAUCUCUAUUAGAUCUGACGGCAUACCCAAAAUAUCCUUGUAAACGAAGUUUUACCUGUCUAAUAUGUUCCCGAAGGGACUAAUUCUGUUUGUUUUCGCUGGUUUUGUGUUGAAUCUAUCGAACUCGAAAUUGAUACAUGACGUAAUUAAAGUAUGUGACGGCGUUUUCAUCCUUCCAGAGAAGAUAGAGAAGGAGCUAGUACAACCGUACGUCCUUAACCCGAUAAGUGAAGCACCUGGAAAUUAUUGGUUGAUGUCACCAAACCACGAUGAUUCCAUCCCAUACUUCGCAAUUACGAAGAUGACACUGAAUGGCCAAUCAUUUCUAGUAUUCGUGCGCUUAACAGACAUGAUCAUCGAGCAGGCAAAAAUCAACUUCGGCCAAAUACAGUUGGACUCUUUAACGAUGUUCAACUUUGUACUUGCGUUAAGUAAAAAGUGCAUUCGCAGCGGCGAAAUACCGUCAUUAGCUAUGGAUAAGAAUUUCAUCGUUGCUGAUACUCGACAUUUAAAGGCAAUCCGUGACGGAAAAGUACUCGAAUCGUUGAAUGCCAGAGCCAUGCUCGUGCCUAAAGAUUUGCUGGAUGGAGCACCUGAACCUAUGGACACCCUUUUGGUUCUUUAUGAGUUCAAUAACUAAAGCACGCAUCGUUGUUAACAUGGUCCAACUGACAGUGUAGGCUCUAAUGCGUUUACUAUGGAGAUAAGCAACUUGAGUUCCUAAAAAUAAAAUAUUUUAUGUUAAA
Varroa destructor (honeybee mite) is the source of this 768-nucleotide messenger RNA. RefSeq lists its product as uncharacterized. The record is from RefSeq and is a predicted model, not a curated record. Lineage: Eukaryota; Metazoa; Arthropoda; Arachnida; Mesostigmata; Varroidae.